Dromiciops gliroides (monito del monte) is the source of this 1480-nucleotide messenger RNA. RefSeq names its product G protein-coupled receptor 137 (gene GPR137). Gene Ontology annotation, biological process: regulation of autophagy; negative regulation of osteoclast differentiation; positive regulation of TORC1 signaling. Bases 1 to 1194 code for a protein of 397 amino acids. The record is from RefSeq and is a predicted model, not a curated record. Gene Ontology annotation, cellular component: lysosomal membrane. The transcript has 7 exons. NCBI's taxonomy places the organism in Eukaryota, Metazoa, Chordata, Mammalia, Microbiotheria, Microbiotheriidae.
AUGGAGGGCAACCUGUCCGGGCUGGUGCCUGCUGCAGGGCUGGUGCCCGCACUGCCCCCAGCUGUGACUCUGGGGCUGACGGCCGCCUACACCACGCUGUACGGCCUGCUCUUCCUCUCAGUCUAUGCCCAGCUCUGGCUGGUGUUGCUGUAUGGGCACAAGCGGCUCAGCUACCAGACGGUAUUCCUGGCCCUGUGUCUGCUCUGGGCUGCCCUGCGCACCACCCUCUUUUCCUUCUACUUCCGAGACACCGCUCGCGCCAACCGCCUGGGCCCCCUGCCCUUCUGGCUGCUCUACUGCUGCCCGGUGUGCCUCCAGUUCUUCACCCUCACACUCAUGAACCUCUACUUUGCCCAGGUGGUGUUCAAGGCAAAAACAAAACAGCACCCAGAGAUGAGCCGGGGCCUGCUGGCUGUGCGAGGGGCCUUCGUUGGGGCCUCGCUGCUCUUCCUGCUGGUGAACGUGUUGUGUGCUGUGCUGUCCCGUCGGCGCCGGACACAGCCCUGGGCCCUGCUGCUGGUUCGAGUGCUGGUGAGCGACUCGCUCUUUGUGAUCUGUGCCCUCUCUCUGGCUGCCUGCCUCUGCUUGGUGGCCCGGCGUGCCCCCUCCACCAGCAUCUACCUGGAGGCCAAGGGGACCAGUGUGUGCCAGGCUGCAGCCAUGGGAGGCGCCAUGGUCCUGCUCUAUGCCAGCCGAGCCUGCUACAACCUGGCAGCUCUGGCGCUGGCCCCCCACAGCCGGCUGGACUCCUUCGAUUAUGAUUGGUACAAUGUCUCUGACCAGGCUGACCUGGUGAAUGACCUAGGGGACAAGGGUUACCUGGUCUUUGGCCUCAUCCUCUUCGUGUGGGAGCUGCUGCCCACCACCCUGCUCGUUGGCUUCUUUCGGGUACACCGGCCCCCGCAGGACCUGAGCACCAGCCGAAUUAUCAGCGGGCAGGUCUUCAGCUCCCGUUCCUACUUCUUUGACCGGGCUGGGCAUUGUGAAGAUGAGGGAGGACCAUGGGAGCACAGCCGGGGAGAGAGCACCAGCCUUUCGGGGAGCCUGGGGGCUGGUAGCUGGUACGGUGCCAUUGGGCGAGAGCCCGGCUGGUGUGGGAGCAGCCAGAGCCGAAGUGCGCCGCUCCUCUUCUCCCAGGUGGCUGGGCCUGCUGGCCACCAUCACCACAGCCUCUACUCCACCCCGCAGACAUGAGCCCCCUCCUCUCCUGUGGGGGGGGGUGGGGCAGGGGGGCGGGGGUGGGGUGUCUCCUCUUCUAGAUGCCCCCAGCCUUCCUGCUUGCCUGCCUGCCCAGUCUGGCCGCAGCCCUGCCCUCUGCCCUUGCCCCUGCUGAGUCUGCAGCUUCUAGUGCUGGGUCCAGCCCCGUAGCCACGCCUCUUGUAGUGAGCUUCUGCCUCCUGCUGGGGGUGGCACCAUCCACCACUUGGAACCCGCUACCUCUUUUGUGCCUGCUGCUCAAUAAACAGUGCCCAUGCCCCCA